Messenger RNA from Exophiala bonariae, 4068 nucleotides. RefSeq lists its product as uncharacterized. Lineage: Eukaryota; Fungi; Ascomycota; Eurotiomycetes; Chaetothyriales; Herpotrichiellaceae. The coding region runs from base 1 to 4068 and encodes 1355 amino acids. The record is from RefSeq and is a predicted model, not a curated record. The transcript has a single exon. Gene Ontology annotation, molecular function: hexosyltransferase activity; UDP-glycosyltransferase activity. Gene Ontology annotation, biological process: carbohydrate metabolic process.
AUGUCUUCUGAACAGAAACCCGCGGACGAGUCCGCAGCAAUUCCAAAUAUCAUACUGGAAAAUGCAACCGCCGUCGCCGCGGCCAACCAAGAGGAGAAUGGCGCAGAUAAAGACAAGAUAGCCCCUACAUCCCCAGAUUCCCACGUACGGCAUCAUGGAGGAGUUUCUCCACAUAUCGAAGAUGUCCCACCUCCAGCAUUCAACGGCUCCGACUAUGGUCAUCUAGAUAUCAGCCAGAAUGGCCUGGACACUGGUGCUCGCAUUGCGAGCGAUGGCAGAGUCAACAUCAAGAUCAAUCAGCACAAUCGGAAGCUUACAAACCUCCUCCUGCCUGCUCUGCGUCGUCAGAUGGAAUUGCAAAGGAACAAAGCAGAGCCUGAAAUUCCAGAAGGCCUGGGAGAAACCGAAGGACUUCCGCCACCACCUAUGAACAUCGUCAUUCAGAUUGUGGGCAGCAGAGGUGAUGUCCAACCAUUUGUCGCACUUGGGCAGGUCUUGAAAGCAAGAUACAAACAUCGUAUCCGCAUAGCCACUCACCCAACGUUCAAGCAAUUCGUUACCGAGAAUGGUUUGGAGUUCUUUAGUAUCGGUGGGGACCCUGCCGAACUCAUGGCAUUUAUGGUCAAAAAUCCAGGGCUGAUGCCUGGCUUUGACUCCCUCAAGGCUGGUGAUGUGGGUAAACGGAGAAAGGGUAUCUACGAGAUGAUCACCGGCUGUUGGCGAUCUUGUAUCGAAGCAGGUGAUGGCAUGGGUGUUCAACCAUUGGACGACAAUAUGGAUAUCCGCAGCUUCGACAGCGCCACUUCAUUUGAUGUCGAUCCUACUCUGAAACCAUUCGUGGCAGACGCAAUCAUUGCGAAUCCCCCGAGCUUUGCCCAUGUACACAUCGCCGAGAAGAUGGGCAUUCCGCUGCAUCUCAUGUUCACUAUGCCAUGGUCGCCAACACAAUCCUUUCCUCACCCGCUCGCCAACAUUAUAUCCUCCAAUACCGAUCCUAAUAUGGCAAAUUUCGUCACUUAUGCCCUCGUCGACAUGCUGACUUGGCAAGGUUUGGGAGACAUAAUCAACAAGUUUCGAGAGAGGACCCUCGGCCUUGAACCAGUCAGUAUUAUGUGGGCCCCCGGUAUGGCGAGUCGACUGCGUAUCCCCUGGACUUAUUGUUGGUCACCUGCCCUGAUCCCAAAGCCCGCAGAUUGGGGCAACUACAUUGAUAUCUCAGGCUUCUAUUUCCUCAACCUUUCGACCGAUUAUACCCCACAGAAAGAGCUAGCCGAAUUUCUGGCAGCUGGCCCUCCUCCAGUCUACAUUGGGUUCGGCUCUAUCGUCGUCGACGAUCCAAAUGCGAUGACAAAGAUGAUUUUCGAAGCCGUCAAGAAGACAGGUCAGCGGGCCUUGGUCUCCAAGGGCUGGGGAGGCCUAGGUGCCGACCAGCUAGGUAUCCCUGAAGGAGUAUUCAUGUUAGGCAACUGUCCUCAUGACUGGCUUUUCCAACAUGUCUCCUGUGUUGUCCAUCAUGGCGGCGCGGGUACCACGGCAGCUGGUAUUCUAGCUGGUCGUCCUACAGUUGUCGUUCCUUUCUUUGGUGAUCAGCCAUUCUGGGGCUCCAUGACUGCCAGAGCUGGAGCAGGGCCAGUUCCAGUCGCCUACAAGAACCUAACAGCCGAUAAGCUGGCGGAAUCGAUCAAAGAGGCUUUGAAGCCUGAAUCGCUCGAACGGGCCAAGGAUCUCAGCGCAAAGAUCAAAGCGGAGGACGGCACCGAAGCCGGUGCUCAAUCCUUUCACAAACAACUGCAUCUCUCAGAUCUGAGAUGUUCUUUGCUGCCCUCUCGUGUUGCAGUCUGGCGUGUUAAAAGGACAGAUAUCCGUCUCUCAACCCUCGCCGCAACAGUGCUCGGAACGGAAGGUCUUCUGGACUUUUCAGACCUGAAGCUAUAUCGACCACGUGAAUAUGAAACCGAGGAUGGCCCUUGGGAGCCCAUUUCUGGUGGAGCUGCCGCUCUUGUCGGGACUAUUGGAAACCUGUCAAUGGGUAUUGCCGACUUUCCAGUCGAGAUUCUCAAAUCAUUGAAGUCCGCGAGUGGUGAGCUUAAAGACAUACAUGAGAAGAGAAAGACGAAUAGUGGUGGCACCAGUCCUGUAUCAACCUCAAAUCAUGGUUCUACGCAAGACUUGAACAAAACUACAGAUGCUAAUUUGGUAACAUCACCAACAUCAGAGGUGCCCCCUGGUUCGAUUGAUGGCCGCGAUGAUGCCUCCAGUGGACGGAGGACUUCUGCAAUGUCAACAGUCUUGUCCUCUGACGGCUCAACCAGGCAUCAUUCUCAUCACCGUCGCCAUUCAAGGCAUGGCUCCCGAUCCGGCUCACGAAGUGGAAGCCCAAGAGAGCAGUCACCUUGUCCCGUUGACGAAGUCAGUCAGGUAACAUUGGACACUGCAAUUAGUGGAGCAAGAGCCGCCGGAAGGAUAGUCUCAGCCGGCGUCAAAUCUCCUAUGGACUUCACACUGUCAUUGGCAAAGGGAUUCCACAAUGCUCCCAAGCUCUAUGGCGAUGAUACUGUCCGAAAAAGUGAAAAGAUUGUUGAUCUUCAGUCGGGAUUGAAAGCUGCCGGCAAGGAAUUCGGCUACGGCUUUUAUGAUGGCAUCACAGGUCUCAUAACUCAGCCUCUUGCAGGUGCCAGAAAAGAGGGUGCCGCCGGGUUCAUCAAAGGAGCCGCCAAGGGCUUUGGUGGUUUGAUCUUGAAGCCUGGCGCUGGCAUCUGGGGUCUUCCUGGUUAUACUGCCAAAGGUCUAUAUGCUGAAAUUUCGAAGCACUUCGGCAGCUCUGUUCAAAAUUACAUCAUUGCAGCCCGCACAGCCCAGGGUUUCGAAGACUGGAAAACCAGUACGCCCGAGGAAAGAGCAACUAUAGUCGAAGCUUGGAAAUCCACCAAGUUGGAGACGAAGAAGGGGGGCAAACUCUAUGGAACCGAACGUAAGGAGGCCAUUGAGAGCCAUAUUCUCACUAGAUCGCAUAGUAAUUCGGUUGAACUUGUGCAUGGCUUCAAGAAUACUAAACACUUGAGCUGGGACGAGCGAAAGGCGUUAUCAGAACGGAAGCAGCAACUGAAAAAAGAGGAGAAGGAACUUCUCCGCAGAGAAAAGAAGAUCAGAGAUGCAGAGAAAAAGAAGGGAGGAAAGAUCAAGAGCCGAUGCAAAUUCUGUCCAUUCGACCAUGACAGCAGUCAUCAUCUUAAACAUACUGGUUCAUUCUCGAGCAUUGGAUCUUCUACGACUCUUGGCAAGUCCCACUCUCAUGAUAGCGGACUGGAUGACUACGAACACGCUAUCAAAACAUCAGUCAAUGCUACCAGUAAGGGUAAUCCUGAUGAGGAUGCUGUCAUUGAAAGAGCUCUCCGAGCAAGUCUCCGCGAACUGCAAAACGCGAGCUCGAAAGGAGACAAGCAUUCUGAAGAAGCAUAUCAGUCAGCCAUACAAGCCAGCAUGCAAGAAUACAAAAAAGCUCACGCCGAGAAAGGUCAAGAAUCCGGGGUCGUGUCUACCCUUCCAGCAGAAAGCCACGAACAUGAUGAGGAGUUGGAACGCGUUCUUACUCAAAGUCUUGAAGACUAUAAGCAAAAGACUGGCGGCCAGCCUCCGCAGCUUCCCCCACGUGAGGAGACUCAUUGGGAGGAUGAUAGCGAUUCUGGAGUCGACACGGACUAUGAUGAGGAGUUUGAGCGUGCGAUUGCCGAAAGCAAACGCCUACACACAGAUAACGAGCAGAAGAAGAAAGAUCUUACGGAGCGAGAGGCAGCUCUGGUGAACAGGGAAAGUGCUGCGACCCCAUCCACUAAUGGCCAGCCUCAAACCACCAAUAAUGAUGAUGGUGAUGAUGAUGCGGAACUCCAGCGUGCUCUCACCGCCUCGUCAGAGGAGGAAAAGCGUCGUCUUGGGGCACUGUCGCAGCAAAAGACUGAGGAGGAGAUUGUGCUCGAGUAUGUCAAGAAGCAGAGUCUGCUUGAGGAGGAAUUGCGAAAGAAGAAGGAGCAGGAGACAAUUAGCAAAGAUACCCCGUCCGCAACAGUUUGA